Rhodotorula graminis WP1 is the source of this 579-nucleotide messenger RNA. RefSeq lists its product as uncharacterized. The transcript is spliced from 2 exons. The record is from RefSeq and is a predicted model, not a curated record. Lineage: Eukaryota; Fungi; Basidiomycota; Microbotryomycetes; Sporidiobolales; Sporidiobolaceae. The coding region runs from base 1 to 579 and encodes 192 amino acids.
AUGCUCCUCUUGCCGCCCAAGACCCUCCUCGCGCUCUGCGUCCUCGCCAUCCUCUCUGCGCGCUCGGCGUCGGCCUCGUCGCCCUUCUCCUCCUCCUCCUCCCACCUCGUCAAGCGCGCCCCCCUCGCCUCGGACGCGUCGUCGCACUCGUCGCACCCGUCAAAGUACUUCCCCGCGCCCCACACGCCGGGACAGCCCUCCGCCUCCUCGUCGUCGGACGGCCGCGCAAAGAACGUCGCGUUCCGCGGCGCGCGCAUCAGCGCCGCGACCGAGGACCGCAUACGGCGCAAGCGCGCGGCCGUCGCUGCCGUCGCUGCCGCUGAACGCUCGGCGCACGCGCGGCGCGCGGCGGUCCAGCAGCCUCCUCGGGCGGCGACGGGCGCGCCCUCGGCGAAGGAGCUCGCGCGUCGGGCCCAGGUCAAGGCCGACAGCGCGUGGGUCGCGGCGCACUUGUCGCAGCGUGGGCUCGGCGGCGGCAGCGGCGGGCGAGGAGGAGCACGUGGCUCGCCCAAGGUGGUCGAUGAGCGGUUCGAGCGCAAGGUGCGCGGCGCGGCGGGCGGGAGGGCGAGGGGUCACUGA